GUUUAAUGUUAUCUGAGUACAUUACAGUGCGGUUCUUUUGCAAUACUAUCUUUACUAAAGCAAACUACUGGGAAAUUAAAGAGCUGAUUAAAGGAAUAUAUAAAUGAUUAGAGCAACCAUAGCAGUAAAGGGUUACGCAAUAUCCAGUGGAUACACGGUCUGACGUUGAUAAGGACUGUAUUUAACAGAACGUCCAGUUUUUUUUAGGCUUAAGGAGCCGCUGAUGGAUGCAGAAAAGAUGCCAAUAGACAGUCACUCUAGGGCUGAAAAUGGUUUGCACCAGUGUGACACUUGCAAGAAAAUGUUUACAGAAAAAGGAAAUUUACAGAGACACAAUCGGAUUAUUCAUUUAGGAGAACGAGCUUACGAGUGUAACGUAUGUAAGAAAACAUUCACACAGAAUGAGCAUUUAAAGACUCAUAUGCGUACACAUACUGGAGAACGUCCAUACGUGUGUAAAAUAUGCAAGGUUACUUUCGCAACAACAGCAAAUUUAUGGAAACACAAAACAGUUCAUUCUGAAGACCGACCAUUUCAAUGUUCUCUAUGUCAGAAAACUUUCAAAACGUUAAACUACCUAAAACAACACGAGAAGCUCCAUUCUGAAGAACGAGCAUUUUGUUGCAUUACAUGUGACAAGGCUUUCAAAACUGCAGCCAAUUUGAAGAUUCACCAACUCAUCCAUACCGGAGAGCGCCCCUACAAGUGCAAGCAAUGUGAGAUGUGUUUUGGGCAUGCAAUACUUUUGAAAAAUCACAAACGUAUUCAUACGGGGGAACGUCCGUUUGAAUGUGAAGUGUGUAACAAAAAAUUCUCACAGAAAGGGAAUCUAUGGAGUCAUAAACGACUUCACACGUUAGAAGAACCUUACAAGUGUGAAGAAUGUGGGAAAACAUUUCGGCAUUCUGCAAGUUUAAAGUAUCAUACGCUAACACACACUGGGGAACGCGCAUAUCAUUGUGAAAUAUGUAAUAAGCAUUUUAAAUCGGCAAGCACUCUGCAGAAACACAAACGAGUUCACACUGGUGAAUGUCCUUAUAAAUGUGAAAUUUGUAAUUAUGCGUUUAAGGAUAAAGGUCAAUUAAAUAGACACAUGCGUGUCCAUACUAAGGAACGGCCAUACAGGUGUGAAGUGUGUAAGAAAACAUUUGCAUGUGCUGAAACUUUGAAGUCACACAAAUAUGUUCACUCUGACGAACGUCCUUACAAAUGCGGUGAAUGCAAAGCCACUUUCAAACAUAUGAAGUAUUUAAAGAAACAUGCGCUUAUUCACACUGACGAACGGCCAUAUAAGUGUGAUAUUUGUCAGGAAUCUUUCAAGCAGUCCGGUAAUUUAACGAGACACAAACUUAUCCACACUACAGCACGACCUUACAAGUGUGACAUAUGUAGUGCAACUUACCGCCAUCCUGGUGGUCUGAAUUACCACAAACUGCUCCAUACUGGUGACAGACCUUACACAUGCGAAGAAUGUGGGGAAACGUUUGUUAGUGCUGGGAACCUAAAAAAGCACUCGAUCGUACAUAAGAAGGAACGUCCUCAUGUGUGUGACGUAUGUAACGCAAAGUUCAGCCAAUCAACAAGUCUCAAAAACCAUAAGCGUAUUCAUACGGGUGAACGUCCAUAUGUCUGUAAAAUUUGUAAAGCUGAUUUUAAUCAUGCAGAAAGUUUGAAGAAUCACAGAACUGUUCACUGUAAAGAUCUGCCAUGAAGGCAGAUUCUAUGGUACUAAUUUAGGCCAGUUUAAUGGUUCAUACCGUAUAGUUUGCUUACAAGUCGUAUACGGUAUCAUUACGAGUCAUAUUUCAAGUUCAAGAGCGGGGAACAUCUUUUAAACGUGUACAAGGAAAUAAAAGAAAAAACAACGAUUUCGGCGUGCGUCUUAUAAGCGAGUGCGUGUAAUAUGCGAAAAUAUACUAUUAUAAAUAAAUCUUACCUAGAGGAGCACCUGGAACCGUCGUCCAUCAUCAGAGAAAGUAACCGUGGCAGAUUACAUAAUUUAUGUGGUUGUAAAGUUGACGAAAAAAGAAAAGGCGGAGGAAAUUAAACAAGCAUCCAAAUCUCUCUCUUAUGUUUGUGGAAUACAAUUAACAGACGAUUUGAGGAAACCAACACCUCAAGUCCGUCCUCAAUUCUGGAUCGGACAAUUUCUCUAAACGUACUCAAACUAAGUUCAUAAAACUUGUUAUGUUAAAAGGAGGCAAUAUGCAUGUACACAAGUACAAGUAAAAAUUGUUUCUGCUCCCCGACUUUUAUAUGGCAUUGCAUUGAUUAGUGGUACACACAAACGUUCCCCAUGAUGCAACAAUAUAUAAACUCAUGACCUAUGCUUGAUCGGUUUAAGGUCAAAAUCAUUCAGGUCAAGUAAAAAUGUGUUCGGACUGUCCCAUAAGUUUUAACUGCAUUGAAGGAUUUUUAUGAUUAAAAGAUGUGCCGCGCACAUGACAAAAGGUCAAUUAGUGUUGAAGGUCAAUUUAAAUUGCUUUUAUGUAUAUGCAGUUUUAUACCGAUCUGGGACUUCUGUAUUGCCACUGCAAUCUGUAAUAGUGUGUAACUUGUUUAUUAGCACAGAAGGCCGGUGGUUCCACUGGUGAGUGCUAGUACCUGAAACUAUGUUCAGAUGCGCUUUUGGGGUCUUCUUCCGACAUGAAAAGCCGGGUGUGCCUUUUUUUUUACAUGAACACGCACACACACACACACACACACACACACACACACACACAAAAUCUUACGAUGGGCUGAAAUUGCUUUAUACCUGUAGUGUUGGUUUUGAAAAUAUGUUAUAGCGUAGUGGUUUGAAAAAAUAAAGUGUUCUGUUGGG
Molecule: messenger RNA, 2821 nt
Organism: Mercenaria mercenaria
Lineage: Eukaryota; Metazoa; Mollusca; Bivalvia; Venerida; Veneridae
Product: zinc finger protein 62 homolog
Exons: 2
Coding region: 224-1711 (495 amino acids)
Source: RefSeq, a predicted model, not a curated record